AUGAAGAAGGAAGAGGAACGGGAAGAAGAAGGAAGAAGAAAGAAAAGGGAAGAAGAGGAAAGAAGAAGAAGGAAGAGGAGGAGGAAGAAGAAGGGGAAGAAGAAGAAGAGGAAGAAGGGGAAGAAGAGGAAUAAGGGGAAGAACAGGAAGAACAGGAAAAAGGGGAAGAAGGGGAAGAAGAGGAAGAAGAGGAAGAAGAGGAAGAAGAGGAAGAAGGGGAAGAAGGGGGAGAAGGGGAAGAAGAGGAAGAAGGGAAGAAGAGGAAGAAGAGGAAGAAGGGGAAGAAGAAGAGAAGAAGAGGAAGAAGGGGAAGAACAGGAAGAAGUGGAAGAACAGGAAGAAGAGGAAGAAGGGGAAGAAGAGGAAGAAGGGAAGAAGAGGAAGAAGAGGAAGAAGGGGAAGAAGGAGAAGAAGAGGAAGAAGGGGAAGAACAGGAAGAAGUGGAAGAACAGGAAGAAGAGGAAGAACAGGAAGAAGAGGAAGAAGGGGAAGAAGAGGAAGAAGGGAAGAAGAGGAAGAAGAGGAAGAAGGGGAAGAAGGAGAAGAAGAGGAAGAAGGGGAAGAACAGGAAGAAGUGGAAGAACAGGAAGAAGAGGAAGAAGGGGAAGAAGGGGAGAAGGGAAGAAGAGGAAUAAGGGGAAGAAGGAGAAGAAGAGGAAGAAGGGGAAGAACAGUGCUAAAUGUGUUGUAAAGUGCUGA
Knipowitschia caucasica is the source of this 699-nucleotide messenger RNA. The record is from the annotation of a GenBank genome assembly. Lineage: Eukaryota; Metazoa; Chordata; Actinopteri; Gobiiformes; Gobiidae.